GUGAAAGAGUGAUAUACAAUUAUUCUUAGAAUAUUUUACUGGAAAAUUAAUUUAAAUGAUUGCGUGAGUGAAAACCAAUUCAGCGUGUUUCAAGUUCAAUAUUAAUGCCCACCUGUGUUUACUGAUAAACAUGUCGGACGCAUCCAAAGAUGAAGAAGACGGCGCGUCACAGAACGACAACCUAAAUAUAUCGCUACCUACAGUUUUAUGCACCGAUACCUCCGACCCAGAGCCUUCGCAAGCAAAUAUUAUAUUAUCUUCAGAAUCUAAAUUAUCCCUACCGUCAGCCUUAGGAACACCUACUUCACCUCUAGUGGUUAAUAGUCCAUUGUCUUUGCCCAACUCUCCGACUCCCUUUGUGAAGUCGCUACAAACAUGUUCCAAUAAAUCCUUAGACGAACCUCAGAUUGGAUCAAAGCAAAAGCAACAGAACAAUACAAUGAGCAAUUCUGUAAAUAACUCUGGAUCAGCGACGGGCAACCCUCGGAACAAAUGUGCUCUUCAGCCUGGCCACAGUCUUAUGGACUGGAUACGAUUAGGGAAUUCCGGAAAAGAUCUCACAGGCGUCGGUGGGCGGAUGCGACCUGUUUCGCCUUCAGAACUUGCUUUACAUAAAACACAAAAUGAUGCAUGGCUAGCGAUUCGUGGACGAGUAUAUAACAUUACACAUUAUUUACCAUAUCAUCCGGGAGGUCCCGAAGAAUUAAUGCGUGGUGCUGGAAUGGAUGCUACAGAACUCUUUGACAAAGUACACCCCUGGGUGAACUAUGAUUCCUUAUUAGCCAAAUGUCUGGUAGGUCCACUUUCGUUUGAUCGACCAGACGCUGAAGAACUAUUCAAUUCUUCGAUAUCAAGUACAAAAUCAGACAAACUAAAAGAGCCAUCGAAAGCGCAGGAACUCGUCCGGAAAUCAAUGGAGAACUUAGCCAAUUGCAUAACGCCCGUUAGGAAAAAGAUCACGGCUAAAAGCGAGGAAAAUGUCAAAGGUAGUCCCCCGAGUAAGAUUAUGCAGAGCUUAAUUCAGUCGAGCGAUUUACCUGUAUCGAUCAGCCGAAGGGCAGCGUCGAGUCCUGCUAAGACGAUAAACAAAUUGAAAGACUCGCCGGCCUCAUUGCGAUUCGAUUGGAUACAAACAUCAGCAAAGCUUAUUAUUUCCAUUUACACUGGACCUUUAGCUAACCCCGGUGGGUGUGCGAAGUUGAUAGAAGGAUCCUUAUUGAUCGAGGUUGCAACCGACAGCUGGCUCAGAACAAUUAGACUAAUACCAGAAGGGAACUUAGUGGAACCGUUGCAAUUAAGGGUAUUUUCUGAAAGCGGUAAAAUUGAAGUAGUGGCCAUGAAAGCCGAAAAUAAAGUGUGGAAGGGAUGUGGUGAAACGAUUUUCGGGGAGGCUAUUCAAAUAACGACUCCGAGGAAAAUGGAGUGCCGUGUAAUGGACGUCAGUAAAGUGUCCCAUGACACCAGUCUUAUUACAUUGGCUCCGAUAGCAGGACCGGCUCUAGUCCCUUUGGGCCACCACGUUCGAGUUCAUCAUACUACAGAUUCUGAAUGUAUCCGGUCUUACACACCGAUUGGAGACGGUUGGGACAGUCAGAGCAAUGAAUUCAGUGCUCUAAAAUUAACGAUUAAGCGCUACGAACUUGGAGCGCUAUCUCCGCACCUAACAUCCUUGAAACUUGGUGAUUUAAUUACGAUAUCGGGGCCUUAUGGGAAUUUUCAAUUGCUACCGUUGAAAGCAGUGAAGACUUUAUACCUUAUAGCAGCUGGUACGGGAAUAACACCAAUGUUAGGCUUGCUGAGGUUUAUGUUGGGUAGAUCUAAUCCUAAAUGCGAACGAUUACAUUUAGUAUUCUUCAACAAAACAGAAGAGGAUAUACUUUUCAAAGAUAAAUUUGAUGAAAUUUCUCGACAAGACGACAGAUUAAACGUAUUACAUGUCCUGUCAAACGAACCAGCUUGGACCGGCCUGAAAGGAAGAAUAAGCCUCGACAUACUCUCUCAAGUGGUUAAAAAAGAAUCUAUCAAUUCCUCGGAAGAGAACACCCAUUUCGCAUGUCUCUGUGGACCUACGGAGUUUACACACACCGGCAUGGACUUAUUAAAGAAAAUCGGCAUGAAAGAAAGCCAUAUACAUGCGUUUAUCGGAUAAUAUAUAGAGCUAAUUAAACUUAAUUAUUAUAAUAAUGUGAUGUGCAAUGUAUUUUUAAAUAGUUUUUACAUGUCCUGCACUUAUAAAGUAUAUUUCUAUAAAUAUGAAGGUUAUGGUAUUUAAAAGACAAAAUAGGUUAUUUAAGUCGGAAUAUUAAUUACCUAUUUAGUAACUAUUAAAUAAAAAUAAUAAUUUAGUAUUGUUAAGAUUAUGCAAAAAGCACUAAGCACGUCCGGUGAGUGAGACAUAAUGUAAGUAAACUUUGAAUAGUACGCGGCAAUUACCUUUACCUACUAUUUCAUUAAAAUCCGAAAUGCUGUAAAAAAUAAUUUAUCCAAAUACUAACCUAUUGAAUAUACGUACAUAGGAUAAGUUUUAGGUAUGUUCCUUUAGGCCUCGGAUACACAAUGAAGCUAUGGUAUAUUUACCUACAUUAUUUACUUAAUGAUUCCAUACCAAUAAAUAAGUGAAAAUCGAAGUUUUAUUUGGAGUAUUGCUCGCUCAGUGUGUAUUACAGGCCUUCAUAUAAUCCAUCCAUAAAAAAAUUAAAAUACCUUUGCAUUUGAAUUACUUACUACUUACAAAAAAUCCUACUUAUUUUAUAUUACGACAGAAAAUAAUAAAUAGCUGUUUAAUUUUCUAUUUUCGCUCAAAUAAAUAGUCAUUGUUAUAUAAAAUGGAUCAAAAAAAUUAUUUCGGAUUAGUUUUUAAAUUAUAAAAUUGUAAAUAAAUCUUCUAAUAAACGAUAGUCAAACUUUAAAGUUACCUACCUACCUAUAGAAAACAAUUUAUAUUUUCUAACCUUUAAAAUUAAAUUUUGGGACAGUUUCUAAUAUAGAUUUAAUAUACUUAGUUUUAGUAACAAAUUUUAUUUUAUACUUAGGUGAUUUGGUUUGUUGUAAAAAUUUAAAGUGCCUACAUUCCAAGUAAUAUUUGUUUUAAGUGUACAUUGUAUUUUUUGGUAUGCAGUUGGUUUAUAGAUAAAAUGAAAAUACUGACAGA
Molecule: messenger RNA, 3151 nt
Organism: Colias croceus (clouded yellow)
Lineage: Eukaryota; Metazoa; Arthropoda; Insecta; Lepidoptera; Pieridae
Product: cytochrome b5 reductase 4
Exons: 10
Coding region: 131-2149 (672 amino acids)
Biological process (GO): superoxide metabolic process; generation of precursor metabolites and energy
Cellular component (GO): endoplasmic reticulum
Molecular function (GO): oxidoreductase activity; heme binding
Source: RefSeq, a predicted model, not a curated record